AAUUGGAUUCAUCUAGAGAGUUCUCAUCUCUCUAGAUGAUAAACAUUUUAACUCAAAAGUUGACAUGAAACAUUUGACAUCUCGAUGACGUCUAGUACACGUAAAGUAUAUAUAUAAAUAUAUUCAUAUAUACUUCGAUCAUAUGUUUAGUGUUAGUGGCGGUUAGUGGUAUAGUUUGUUACUUUGUGUACAUCAUACCGACUUUAAAUAUUUUUUUUUUCAAAAUAAUUACACACAGUUACAAUAUUUACGAUAAUACGACUGAAUAAUAAGUAAAAUAUUAACAAAAGUGUAUUGUUGAAUUUCGCGAGUAAGUUAACUUCGAAACAUUCUAUAUUUCAAACACUAGGAUGUUUUUUGUUUAUACGUAACCUUAAAAUUUGAAUUGUUAUUCUUGCCAACACGUGUAUUAUUACAUUUUAACAUUAAACAAGUUGAAAGACUUAAAAUCAAAUUUAACGAUCGUCAGAGUAGUUUGCAGCGUAAUACUUUAAUAAGAAGUAAAAUUAAAUUCGCUUUGGCAAAAAUAGCAGGCGCGACGAAAAAAACGAGUGACAGUAAUAUUUAACUUCUAUUUUAUUCGGUUUCUAACAAAACAAUAGCUAACUAUAGAGACUAGUGUAAACAGAUACAAAUUUUUAAUAUGAUAGAGACGACCGCUUCUCCUCUGUCUGAUCAGCUAAUUGACCGACAGACUCAAUUCGGCAACAAUAGAGUUUUAGAACCAUCUAACUGCCUUUUUGUCUUCAAAAGUACAGAGUCGGAUCAUGAAGAGCCGCCUUCCGAUGAAGAGGUAGAUCUCAAACCUCUUAGAGAACCGACCAAAAUUGUGCCACCUCAAUCCACAGAAAAACGUAGAGCUGAAGAUACAGAUGCUAACAAAGAUCUAAAAAAGGCUAAAUUAGAAACAAAAGCUCUGAAAGCUAAGAGGCCUGGAUUUACGGAUGAACGUUACAAUGAGACCAGCUAUUACGUCGAGAAUGGAUUACGGAAAGUAUAUCCAUAUUAUUUCACCUUCACAACAUUUACCAAAGGUCGUUGGGUUGGUGAAAAGAUUCUGGAAGUGUUCGCACGUGAAUUUCGAGCUCACCCUGCUGAAGAAUACGAGAGAUGCAUACGUGCUGGUACCCUAACAGUCAAUUAUCAACGAGUAGAUGUUGACUACAAACUGCGACAUAAUGAUCUACUUGCUAAUGUAGUUCACAGACACGAGGUGCCAGUCACCUCGGACCCAAUCACGGUGAUACAUAUGGACGAGGACGUCGUCGUAGUCAACAAGCCCGCAUCCAUCCCUGUCCAUCCGUGUGGUCGUUAUCGACAUAAUACCGUUGUCUUUAUUUUGGCAAAGGAGUAUAACUUGAAGAAUUUACGAACUAUUCAUCGGCUGGACCGAUUAACGAGUGGUAUUCUAUUAUUUGGACGUACUCCGAAGAAAGCGAGACAAAUGGAACACCAAAUCAGAAAUCGACAGGUUCAUAAACAAUAUGUAUGCCGCGUAGAAGGAAAAUUUCCAGAUGAAGAAAUAGUUUGCUCUGAAUCAAUUGAAGUAGUUUCUUACAAAAUUGGAGUGUGUAAAGUAUCCGCUAAAGGCAAAGAUUGCAUUACUCGUUUCAAACGUCUUAGUUACAACGGCAAGACAUCUGUAGUUCUUUGCAAGCCUCAAACAGGUAGAAUGCAUCAAAUCCGCGUUCACCUGCAGUAUCUUGGUUAUCCAGUAGUUAACGAUCCUUUGUACAACCAUGUUGUUUUCGGACCGGAGAAGGGUAGGGGAGGCAAUAUUGGCAAAACUGAUGAGGAGCUGGUUAAAGAUCUCAUCAACAUUCACAACGCUGAAAAUUGGCUUGGCAUGGACGGGGAUUCUGAAAUGAGCCUUUUCAAGCCGAAAUUAGAGAUCGAAGACAGUGUAUCAAAUCCCAAUACUGAUAAAGAAAGUUUCUCUUUGUCACCAUCUAAUUUUAGUACAGACGAACAGCAACCAUCACAGCAGCAACAACAUCCAGUCACUACUCUUAAAGUUACGGUAGGCACUCAAACAGGCUCCGAACCACCUGACUCAACAUACACAAAUAACAAAGUCACUGUAGAUCCUCAUUGCUAUGAAUGCAAGGUUAAGUACAGAGAUCCUAAACCUUCAGAUUUAGUGAUGUAUCUUCAUGCUUGGCGUUAUUGUGGUCCAGGUUGGGAGUACGAAACUCCACUUCCCGCUUGGGCGGCGAGUGACUGGACUGGUGAUAAUGAUCAAUAGUUGAUGACUAUCACUGUCCCUAACUUAAAAUUCAUAUCGUUUACCAAUAACUGUACCUUCACGUUCUUUUUAUAUGCUAUCCCGUGCCUUCCAUUCAUUAUCAUCUCAGGAUUUCAUGUCAUGGAUACUUUUUUACGACAUUCAAUUAUGUCACUAGGACAUUUUGUCCUAGAAUCUUCCGCCGUGCUUAUGUUGUCCAGGGCAUCUAGACCCAAUACCGUGAAAUAUUUUCGUAACUAUCUACUAUAUAUAAUUCUAUAAAAUUUAACAAUUUCGGUUAAUCAAAUUACAAAACGCAAUAAAAUUAAUAGUAUAGCUUCUGGUCAUGAAAUUAUGAGACCAAUCACCUGCGUGCCAUACAAUAAAUUUUCGUCUGAAUAGCACAAAAAACUCGAAGUCUUUUAUAAUUAUAUCUGCUGAUUGGAUAAAGAUUUAAUUUAUUUUUUAUAAAUUUCGUUUUUAUGAAUUUUAAUUUUGCUUCAUACCAGAAAUAUUGUCAGUUUAUAUCAUAGACUUUUACGAUGAAAUGUGAAAAACAUGAAAUAAAAUUAAACUUCCAAAAUAAAUUAUAAAAUGGAGCUUAAAACUUGUAAGUCGAAGUAGAAUUAUAUCGCGAAUAGUUUUCAUUAAUAUUGUCAUCAUUUCAAUCCUUUUUUUCAACAUAUAAUGAAUAAAUCUUGUGUGAAAAAAAUUCAUGGAAAGCUAUCGAUCAUUUCUUCAUGGAAUCCAAUCGGAUUGAAUGAGAUUUAGAGAUGAUUCUUUUGGACCAAUUAACAAUGAAUGAGAAUAAAUACAAUUUUUCUUGAUUGCAGAUCUUCUAAUAUGUAAUUAAUUCACCCUAUUAACCUUAUUAAUGUACCUACUGUAAAAUACAUAUCGAUUAAAGUCUUUACAGAAAGUAAGUCGCCGUCAGUUUUAACCCCCUUAGAAAACGAGUCUAAUCUCACGCCAUUACUACGCAUUAUCAUUACAAAACGAAAAUUCUGGUGGAUCCUUGGCGUCUUACUCUCUAAAAGGACUGUUUUUUUUCCUUAUUCACGAUGUAUAGAUACCAGGAGUCCGAACGUAAUGUUAAAAGAAUGGUAUCAAUUUAGGGAUCGGAUUUUCGCCAGUAAAGCGCGCUAUUUUUUAAGAAGUACCCGUUUAAAUUUACGCGGGAAUUCUUGUUGCUACUGGACAGCUCUAAAAAAAAAUUAUUUUGAGAAACUUUGAAUUAAAUGAAAGUUUUAGAAAAUUCGUGGAAACUUUUCAAGUGUUUCCAACCCAAUAAUAUCAACAAGUUUAAAAGAUAAUCUGCAAAGUUAAAAACAUUUAAUAAUAAUAAAUAAUAAUAUAAAAAUUACUAGGCAGCAAAUCAUUUUGUUUUUUAAAAAAAGUAGAUUAAUGCUAACAAAAAUUCGAAAGAGUUUAAUUUAUAGUUUAUUUUUAAUAUUUCCAUGUAAAAGUAUCAAAAAUUGUCUCUAUGAAAAUUUAAUCGCAAAAAUAUUUUUAAAACUCGUCAAAUGCCUAUUUAUUUCAGUAUCACGAUAAACAUUCUUGAUGAAAAAAAAAAUAACUUAUCGUUAAACAUAUUAUUUAUUAACAGUAUAAGUUACAAAUGAGAAUUUGAAAUUAUUAUUUAAAUUAGAAUGAUUAAUUUGUUUUAUUUAUAGUUAAUUUAAUCAUUUUUAUAUUCAUGAGCUAGGUCAGCCAGUGCGUUCUUACGCGUAAUAAUAAUAAUAAUAUCGGUACGUUCUGAAUACUUGUGCAGCCAGUGGCAAAAAAAAAGAACUAUGAUCUAGGUUUAUUUUUGCGUACACAAAUAAUGUGAAAAAUCCUAUAUCAUUCGGACUCUUGGUAUCUAUGCUUCAUAUCCUUAUUGGUCACUGUCUGGUAUGGACCACAUGCCUAUUUCUGUUGUAUUGACCCUUUUGAUCUUAAAUUGAUUAUUUUAUAUCGUUGUCCCAGCGAGGCUUUGGAAUUUUGCGCUUAUUCUUGAUAACCCUUGAUUAAUUACCAUCUUGCAAUAGGAAAUGAUUACCAUACUGUCUGUGUUAAUCAUUACCAUGCUUCUAUGUUAAUUAUUCGUUUCUCGUAUAGCAAUAUUCACUAUUGCCGAUAGUAAUAGCCCUGAUUAAAAAACGAUUCAAAACGAUUAGAAAUGAUUUAAAACAAUUCAAUUUUAAUACUCUACAAGUACUCAUUCAUCAUUGAGUGAAUCGCUUUGCUUAAUUGGGAAGUUACUAUCUAGAUAGUAAUAUUUGUUAUAUCAAAAAAAAAUUUUUUAUUUUGCCUUCUGAGAUAAGAAUGCUUACCACCUCCGAUAGGAAAAGUUAACAUAGAAGAAUGAGAAUCGUUAAAAUGUAAAUAUUGAAAUAGUUACUUUCACAAGAUGGGACGUAUUACCACUUUUUCUUCAGCGCGCAGUAUCACUAGACAUGUACAAUAGUUUGUGUGAUGAACGUACUAAAAACGCCGCUAGAUGUCUAAAGUCAGCGUCAUAUAGUCAAAGUUUGAAAAAUAAUUUACUUUAUUAAUAUUAAAAAAAAAGUUUAUACUUUAUGGAAUUGGAUGAUCUGUUUAAGACUAUUUACUUUUCAAAACUUAACGCAAUAAAAAACAUCAACUUUUGGUUUAAUGUCUUACUAAUUAUUAGAGAUAUGUAAGGUUAUGAAAGCUGAUUAAUUAAAUGCGCAUGUGCACUCUAGAGAUUUUUGUCAUGUUAAUGAAAUAGUUAAAUGGGGUUCCGUUUUUGUCAAACUAGGCCCAGGGGGCAGCAUCACAGCUCAUUCAAUGUCGCGCAAAAAUUUAACGUUUAAAAUAAUUUCUUAACUUAUCUAACAAUAUGGAUACAAAUAAUAAUAAAUAUCUCACAUGGAAUGUUGCUCAGUUAAAAGAAGAUAAGUCAACUAUUUAUUUACUUGUGUAAUAACUUUGAUUUUUUUCAACAAUAACAUCCUUCGCGAAAUGGUUAGGACAUAAUCUCAACGAUUUCGAAGACUAAAAAUUUACAUUUAUAGUCUGUUCCCAAAGGGCCCGACGUUUUCCAUCAUUGGGAAAAGUAAAAGUUGCUUUUCCUUUACAAAAAGGAGUACAUCACUUACUCAUAUUCUGUAUAAUUUUAUAAUUUCUCUGAUAUCGAAUAUAUAUGAUGAUCUUGCGACACUAGUAGCUCCUCCAAAACACAUAUUUAACUGACAAAUAUACUGUAUGUAUAUUAUAGUCUGAUAUUUAUAUUAUUUAUCGAAAACAUCAUAUAAUUGAUUGUAAAAUUGAAAAUUUCUUGGGUUUUUUUUUUUUUCUAAAUCACUCUAGAACAAAUUUUUCGUCUUUUUAAAUUUGACAUUUAAAAAUUUGCACUCAAUCAAAUUCGCUAUUAUGCUGCUCUCAAACGUAGAAGUUUGGCAAAAAGGAACCCCAUUAAAAGUGACGCCAUAAAAGAAGGAUUUCGCUAAAAUUUUAUGAUUUAAUAUAUAAAAUGACACUUGUGACCAAUCAGAAAGGUUUGUAUUUUAGCAUAAAAUUUAAUGAGGCUGAUUUUAGUCAGUUAGUGGCGUAUUUUUUGGGAAUGAGCUUCAUAAAAUAUCUUUUUUAUAAUAUUACAAUGGCGAAGGAGAAUACAACAGUAAAAGUAAAAUAAAGCACUGGGACAACUAUAACACAAAUUGGAUACUAAUGGAAUCUCAUUCAUUCAAAUUUAGAAAACUUCCACAGGAUUUUUUUUAACCAUGAAACAUAUACACAUUUUUAUAACAACUUUAAACGGUAUGCAGCAAAUAUAAUUUAUAUUAAAGGUAUUCGAGUAAUAAGAAUUUGUUAAGACAAAUUGCAAAUAGAGAAAGUUCUAUUUUUAUAGGCCAAUAUUAUUACAAAAAUUGACAGUGUGUGUUAGAUAUAAAUUUUUAUUAAUCAAGAUUUCUUGAUUAUAACUAACGGAAGAGCUUUAAACCAUCGAUCAUAUCUUAUAUGGUAUAUAAUUAAAAUCACAAAGAAACAAUCGUUAGCCAUAUGCUACAAUGAAGUUUAAUUCAUCUAUUUUAAUUAAUUUAUAUCAAUUGCAAACGGGUGAAAUUCAAAGGUUAUUUCAAGUCACACCAGCAUCGACAAUAUAUUAUCACACAAUAAUGUGUGUUCAAAAUUGGCCUUAACAUUAGCAAUGUGUAUAAGUGACAUAAUUUUGCACAGAAUGAAUGAGAAUAUUUUAGAUAUAGAUAUAAAAGUUAAUUAAAAAAGGUGAAAGAUAGUCUUAAUAAAUCUAUCAUAAAAGACAGUUUUUGCGCUUACUAACUAUUAACCGAUAAAAUCUUAAUCACAGAGUUUAUCAAAUUAUAUAACUGCUAUAUUUAUAUAUUAAAAACACUAUUUAUAAAAUUCAAAGAAAUACUCAAAAAAGACAAUUUUAAUUGAAAUUUAAAAUAAAAAACUGAUUUGUCUGUAAUUCAAGCGAAUGCUUUUGUACAUACUACGUGAAGCUGAAGCUAGCGGCCGUAAUAAGUAGCGGCCGCGCAAAAAAUUGCUAGCCGCUACUUAUUACGGCCACCAACUUCAGUUUCAUUACAUACUACAUAAUUUGAACACGCACAUUAUAACGAUAUAUUAUGUAAUAACGAACGAUCAACGUUUGUCAAAGUCUGUCGAUUAAUUUUCAUUCAAUACAUAGUUUUUGAUGCUCGUGUAUUCAAAAUGGUAAAAUUUGUUGUAUACAAAAUUAAUAAAUGGUAACUAUCGUUCAA
Microplitis demolitor is the source of this 6957-nucleotide messenger RNA. RefSeq names its product pseudouridylate synthase RPUSD2. Lineage: Eukaryota; Metazoa; Arthropoda; Insecta; Hymenoptera; Braconidae. Gene Ontology annotation, molecular function: RNA binding; pseudouridine synthase activity. The record is from RefSeq and is a predicted model, not a curated record. The transcript has 8 exons. Gene Ontology annotation, biological process: pseudouridine synthesis. Bases 644 to 2245 code for a protein of 533 amino acids.